AUGGGUAUUGUGAAUUGUGCUGUUGUUGGUUGUACUAGAAACUCUCGCCAAAUUGAUAAGUGGAAAAAGAUUUCUUGUGAAAAGCAUACUGGACAGCUGCAUAACAUUUGUGGUUGUGAACCACCAUUUAGACUGUGCUGUUUUCCAGGGGCGAAACAAUAUAAAGACAAACGGAAUGCUUUUAAACCAAGGAGAACUCUUCUUGGAGCUCCAGUUCCUGUUACUUCCUCUGUUAAAAGAAAGAAAACAUGCGAAGCUCCAGUUAUAACAGAGUCACUAGCAACAUCAUCAAACAACAGUGAUAAUAAUAAUAGUAUUAUUCUUUUUUUGUCACCACCAACAUCUUCAGCAAUAAAUUUUCAUGAAAACGACUACAGUUUGUCGGAGAAUCGCUGCAAAAUAAACGAUUGCAAAGUCAAGCUUUUACCCAGAAACAAAAAACAAGCUCCAUUCAGCUGGAAACAAAUCAAGAGUGAUGAUAAAAUGAAUUUCUACACUGGCAUAACCUCUAUUAAAGCUUUCCAUACAAUUUUUCGCUUGUUAUAUCCCUAUGUUCAACAUAUGAAAUAUUGGCAUGGGUCAAAACAAUUCCGAAAAAAAGCAAAAGUUAGAAAUGUCAACUGGCGAUUCCAACCACAGAAAAUGACAAAGAAAGAUGAAUUUUUACUCACAUUGAUGAAACUAAGAUUGGGUCUACUAAAUGAAGAUUUGGCAGAUCGCUUUCAAAUAUCAUGCGCAUUAUGCUCCCAAACUUUUCAAAAAUCGAUACGAUUUCUGAGUGCCACUUUGGGUAAUGCACUGGUCAAAUGGAUACCGAAAGAAGCUGUGUUAGAGCACAUGCCAACAGUGUUUAAAGAGAAGGGUUACACCAAAGUGAGAGUCAUCUUGGAUUGUUUUGAAUCUUUUAUUGAAAGAUCCAAAUCCCUAGAAGCACAAGCCCUGGCUUGGUCAGAUUAUAAACACCAUAAUACCAUUAAAUUCUUUGUUGGCAUUUCACCAACAGGUUACAUAACCUAUUUAUUUUCUUGUUAUGGUGGAAGGACUUCAGAAAAAUUCAUUUAUAAUGACAGUGGCUUUGAAUUGAUGGAGUAUGGUGACGAAGUCAUGGCUGACCGAGGAUUUUAG
Messenger RNA from Hydractinia symbiolongicarpus, 1125 nucleotides. RefSeq lists its product as uncharacterized. The record is from RefSeq and is a predicted model, not a curated record. Bases 1 to 1125 code for a protein of 374 amino acids. The transcript is spliced from 3 exons. Lineage: Eukaryota; Metazoa; Cnidaria; Hydrozoa; Anthoathecata; Hydractiniidae.